CCUCAGGGCAGAGGCAGGCCUGGCUGAGAGGCCAUACUGACCCAACUACUCUUCCUUGGUGAAGAGGCUGUCAGAUCCCAGGACCUUAGAGAGGCACAUGCCAGGAAGAGCUUUGGGAAGGGGGCACAUGGAGGGGCUCAUGCUGGUGCUGGUGCUGUGGGUGUCCGUGGUAUCCCUGGAGCUCAAGAAAGGCAAGAUGAAAAUGUCAGCCUCAAACCUGAGUUGCUUCCAGUGCUUCAAGGUCAGCAGCAUGAGCCAGUGCCUGCCUGCUGUGUGCCGCCCCACCGAGAAGGUCUGUGUCUCCCACAAGUUGGUCUUCUCCACCAAUGUAAGGAAGAAAGCUCAGAUCAGCAAACGCUGUGCCCCAAGAUGUCCCUCCAACAGCAGCUCGUAUGAGUGGAUGCUGACCACGGGGGUGCAGGCCAAGAUUGUCAGGGGCUGCUGCUCCAAGAAUCUCUGCAACAAGGCAGCCAGCAGGCAGGAGGAGCUCUGGGUCAGCCUAGCGGAGCUCCUGCCCCUAGUAGGCCUGAGCUUCCUCUGGACCCUGCUGUGAGCUUCCUCCCCAGCACCCCCACUCAGCCAUUGGUGUGGGGUGUUCUCCACCUCCAGCUGUCAUCUCCUGUCCCUUCCAGGAUACCCAGGGGGAUACCCCUUUGUGAGGUGCCAGGAAGGGCCCCUUGGCCUCCACUUUGGACUCCCACCAUGCCCUUGUCGGACACCUUCACUCAGGAAGGCAGGCAAACAGGCCUUGCUCCUCACAGAAAAGAUGAUGGCUUUUUGGUUUGGGGGAAGGUUUUUUUGCAGAAGGUUCCUGCCCUGAGCAGGCUGCCUAGCCCCUGUGAGGGACAAGAAGAGGCAGCUAAGACCAGACUCCAGCUUCCCCUUCUCCAUCUCAGACACUUCUGCCUAUGGAACCCAGGCAGAGGGACACAAGGACUCCCCCACUGUGUGCUGGGAUCACAACCCUCACUCCUCAGAGACAAUAAACUCGCAUUGCUCCAUG
This is a messenger RNA of Octodon degus (degu), 1003 nucleotides long. RefSeq names its product lymphocyte antigen 6 family member L (gene Ly6l). The transcript has 3 exons. NCBI's taxonomy places the organism in Eukaryota, Metazoa, Chordata, Mammalia, Rodentia, Octodontidae. The record is from RefSeq and is a predicted model, not a curated record. The coding region runs from base 98 to 553 and encodes 151 amino acids. Gene Ontology annotation, cellular component: plasma membrane.